Molecule: messenger RNA, 1362 nt
Organism: Quercus robur (English oak)
Lineage: Eukaryota; Viridiplantae; Streptophyta; Magnoliopsida; Fagales; Fagaceae
Product: prohibitin-3, mitochondrial
Exons: 2
Coding region: 180-1016 (278 amino acids)
Biological process (GO): mitochondrion organization
Cellular component (GO): membrane; mitochondrion
Source: RefSeq, a predicted model, not a curated record
GUAGUCGAAGUGAAGCGUUUCGCUCUUUUCCCUUUUCCCAAGCAAAAAGCAUUGAAUACAUAAACCCAACCUCCAAAACCCCACCCAUUUCCUAAACCCUUCUUCACCUUCAGCCGCUCAAAAAGUCUCACUGUCCCAUUACCAAAAACCCUAACAAACCCACACUCACUCACUCAACCAUGGGUAGUAACCAAGCCGUUUCUUUCCUGACCAACAUCGCACGCGCCGCUUUGGGACUCGGCGCCGGCGCCACCGCUCUCAGCUCAUCUCUCUACACCGUCGACGGUGGCCAGCGCGCCGUCAUCUUCGACCGUGUCCGUGGAAUUCUCAACGAGACCGUCGGUGAAGGUACUCACUUCCUCGUCCCAUGGCUCCAGAAGCCUUUCAUUUUCGACAUUCGCACAAAGCCACACACUUUCUCUUCGGUCUCCGGUACUAAGGAUCUCCAGAUGGUCAACUUAACCCUACGCGUUCUCUCGCGUCCUGAGGUCACGCGCCUCCCUGAGAUCGUCCAAACCCUAGGUCUCGAGUACGACGAGAAGGUCCUCCCUUCGAUCGGAAACGAGGUGUUGAAGGCCGUGGUGGCUCAGUUCAACGCCGAUCAGCUACUCACCGAGCGUCCGCAGGUCUCGGCGCUUGUACGGAACGGACUCACCGAGCGCGCCAAGAACUUCAACAUCGUGCUCGAUGACGUGGCGAUCACGCACUUGUCUUACGGCGCUGAGUUCUCUCGCGCCGUUGAGCAGAAGCAGGUGGCGCAGCAGGAGGCGGAGAGGUCGAAGUUUGUGGUGGCGAAGGCGGAGCAGGAGAGGCGUGCGGCGAUCAUUAGGGCCGAAGGAGAGAGCGAGUCGGCGAAGAUGAUUUCGGAGGCUACUGAGAAGGCUGGAACGGGACUCAUUGAGCUCAGGAAGAUUGAGGCCAUGAGGGAGAAUGCCGCGACUCUCGCUAAGUCCCCGAAUGUCGCUUACUUGCCCGGUGGCCAGCAGAUUCUGAUGGCUCUCAAUGCCAACCGUUGAGAGUAAAGGGUCUCAUGACAUGGCAUAACAGCUUGACGAGGUCAUGGAUUUGGACAAAUUGUUGGUUUAUUGCUCUGAAGUUGUUUCUUUAUGUAUCUAAGAUCAUAUCAUUUGAACUUUCUUAAGAUCCAGUCAGGAAACUGUUUUGGAUGUUUUGUUGAAGAGCAUGGGUUUUUUUCCCUGUCCUAGAAGUAUGACAAUGUUUAUAACUUACAUGAUAAAAUUGGAUAUGUUGCCAAAUGCAUUUUCCUUUCCCCAAUUUACUUUAUGGCCAUCAUUGAUGGUUCUGGUUUAUUGAUUGAUUUCCCUUUGAGACAAUACAAGAUGAUCUAAACGCUGUCAUUAA